AUGGAGGACGAGUGUGACGUCAACAAUGGCCAGAACGCAUUCAUGUCGAAAGCAGGGUGGAUGCAGAAAAGAAAGGAGCAGCAAAACACGCAGACAAAGCCGAAUAUAAAAUGCUACAAAUGUAACAAAUACGGACAUUACAAGUCUCAGUGCAGCUUUGCACAGAAGAAGGAGAGAACCAACGCCUUCAGCGCAGUUUUUCUUAGUGGAAAUUAUAGCAGCAAAGAAUGGUAUAUCGACUCUGGUGCCAGCAUGCAUAUGACGAGAAAUAAAAACUGGCUCAAAAAUGUUUCCGACAAACGCGAAAUUGAAGAAAUCCUAAUAGCUGAUAAGUCGAAGAUUUCUGUGGAAUGCUCUGGUGAUCUACAACUAACAACAUUGGUGAAUAGUACCGAAUUCGUGAUUCCAGUAACAGGUGUGUUAUACGUUCCGAGUCUUGCUACAAAUCUCUUAUCUGUUAGUCAAUUAAUAAAAAAGGGCAACAAGGUUUUUUUUGAAAAGAAUUACUGUUAUAUACGCAAUCAAGAAAAUGUAAUAGUGGCUAAAGCGGAAUUAGAAGAAGGUAUAUAUAGAGUGAAUGUCAAAGAAGUUGGAUGUUUGCUUGCGCCUAUUUCUGGAAGUGUAUGGCAUAGACGUUUCGGGUACUUGAAUAUCAGUGAUCUUAACGCUAUGAAAAAUGGAGCUGUAAUAGGCAUGUCGUACACAGACAAACCCCAGACGGGUAAGAACGAUUGUAUUGUUUGCUGUCAAGGAAAGCAAACAUGGUUGCCGUUCACACAUAAGGGAAACAGAAGUCAAAAGUUGCUUGAGGUAAUACAUGCCGAUAUUUGUGGUCCUAUGGAAA
Molecule: messenger RNA, 844 nt
Organism: Rhagoletis zephyria (snowberry fruit fly)
Lineage: Eukaryota; Metazoa; Arthropoda; Insecta; Diptera; Tephritidae
Molecular function (GO): nucleic acid binding; zinc ion binding
Source: RefSeq, a predicted model, not a curated record